Ochlerotatus camptorhynchus is the source of this 2925-nucleotide messenger RNA. RefSeq lists its product as uncharacterized. Lineage: Eukaryota; Metazoa; Arthropoda; Insecta; Diptera; Culicidae. The record is from RefSeq and is a predicted model, not a curated record. Gene Ontology annotation, biological process: DNA integration. Gene Ontology annotation, molecular function: nucleic acid binding. The transcript has a single exon. The coding region runs from base 1 to 2925 and encodes 974 amino acids.
AUGUCUAGUAGCAUCGACAUGAUAUUGGGAGCUGACCAAUUCCAUGAAUACCUGAUGAGUGGUAGGAUCCACCUCAACCGUAGCUCACCGACGCUGAUCGAAACAAUCUUUGGUUGGGCAGUGUCGGGUCCUUGGUAUAACAAUACUGCACGGGUUCCUCUACACUGUUGUACCGCAACUACCACCCACAACCUGGAAACACUGAUGGAGAAGUUCUGGGAGAUUGAGUCCAUCAAUACCGGUCGAAUUUACUCGGCAGACGAAGUCGCUUGUGAUGAACUGUACCAAGCUACUACGACCAGAAACGCAGACGGGAGGUAUGUAGUCGCUCUUCCAAAAUCUCAGAAUCCCCAUAUUCAACUCGGCGAAUCCCGUGCCAUCGCUGAAAGAUGUCUGCGAAGUCUGGAACGCAGGCUUGAGCGGGACGAAGCUGUCAAGGUAGCCUACCACGAGUUUAUGGACGAGUACCUACGACUUGGCCGCAUGCGACGUCUAGAAGAUCCGGUAGAUGAUUCCCUGAUGCACUACUACUUGCCACAUCACCCUGUGUUUAAGGCCAGCAGCACUACGACAAAGGUACGGGUUGUAUUCGAUGCCUCCUGCCGCACAUCAUCCGGCAAUUCCUUGAACGACAUUCUCCUCGUUGGCCCAGUCGUGCAAGAGGAUCUCCAGUCCAUCGAAAUACGCUUCCAGACGAAACCUGUUGGAGUCGUGGCGGAUGUGGAGAAAAUGUACCGGCAGAUUGGAGUUGUACGCAUCGACCGAUCGCUCAUCCGAAUUCUCUUCAGAAAAAAACCAGAUCCAAUCUCCACGUUCGAGCUUCAGACCGUUACAUAUGGUACAUCCUCUGCACCAUUCCUCGCCACUCGAACCCUAGUCCAACUCGCCAACGAUGAAGGUGAGAAUUUCCCGAUGGCGAAGAAGGCCGUGUUAGAAGACUUUUACGUCGACGACCUCAUCAGCGGUGCCGAAACCCCAGAAGAAGCCAUCGAACUUCGUCGCCAGCUCAGUGAAAUGCUACAUUCCGCCGGUUUUCCAUUGAGGAAAUGGGCCUCCAAUAGCUCAGCCGUCCUGACCGAAAUUCCUUCGGACGAACUAGCAAUCCAACCGUUCUACGAGUUCUCCGAUGAACAGUCGGUGACCACCCUCGGGCUGAUCUGGGAACCGAAGUCCGAUACAAUGCGAUUCCGAAUCCAGUUUCCAAUUCCUGCUACCGUGCUCACCAGACGAAACGUCCUUUCGUAUAUCGUAUAUAUACUGGGCCUCGCCGGUCCGGUUAUCUCCAUCGCCAAGCAGUUCAUGCAACGCCUGUGGGCGUUGACGACCAACGACGGGAAGACUUACGCUUGGGAUGAUCCACUCCCACCAAGACUCCAAACCGAAUGGAAAACGUUUCAUGAUCAGCUGAAUCUCUUGAGUAACGUACGAAUUCCCCGAUUUGUCUCGGUGCCCGGUGCAACCAACAUCCAACUACACUUCUUUUCGGAUGCUUCCGAGAAGGCUUACGGUGCAUGUGUAUACAUGCGCUCCGAAGAUAAACAUCAGAACAUUUUUGUCCAUUUGCUGGCAGCAAAGUCAAGAGUCACGCCUUUGAAGACCCGCCAUUCCAUUGCGCGCUUGGAACUCUGCGCGGCGGUUUUGUCUACGGAACUCUUCCAAAAGGUAAUUGCUUCAUUAAAAUCAGACUGUCCUGUAUUCUUUUGGGUAGAUUCCACGACGGUGCUGCAGUGGUUAAAGUCAUCACCGGCCUGCUGGAAGGUAUUCGUGGGCAAUCGAGUCUCAAAAAUCCAACAAGCUACGGUGGGACAUCCAUGGAAUCACGUCGCUGGGUCCGACAAUCUGGCCGAUGACAUCUCGCGUGGCCUUACCCCGGCUGAUCUUCUCCACUGCGAACGCUGGUGGACCGGACCAACAUGGUUGAAGCUUCCGUCGGACCUGUGGCCAAACCAAUCCAUCGGAGGCGAUAAUAUUUCAACAACCGUCGCUGAAGAACGCAAGAUUUGUCUAGUAGCCAACGCAACACAAUCCAACGAGUUCUCCGAAUUCUUAUUUGGUCGCUUCUCGGCAUACUCCAAGCUACGCCGAAUAGUCGUUUAUGUUUCCCGCUACCUGCGUGCACUGCACGCAUCAGCCGCAAGCAACCAUCCAAAUGGUGCUUGUGCGGUCUCAUUGAAGUCUCUGGUACAACCCGCCGCAUUCCUCACAACGUCGAAACUACGGGAGGCCGAAAUCGCCUUAUGUCGCCUGGCUCAGCGCGAUACGUUCUCUGGAGAAGUGGCAGCUCUACGAAACGGUAUACUAGUUGAUAAAUCUUCGUCGAUGAAAUGGCUCAACCCGAUCAUUAGCAUAAACGACGUCAUUCGGGUCGGUGGACGACUCGAAAACUCCAAGGCUGCUGAAGAUACCAAACACCCAAUCAUCAUUUCCGGCAAGCAUCCGCUGGCCACGCUACUGGUCAACCACUACCAUCGAUUGCUACUGCAUGCAGGACCCCAGCUGAUUAUGUGCACCAUUCGUCAAAAAUUCUGGAUUCUCGGAGGUCGGAAUCUCUUUCGUCAGGUGUACCACCAAUGUCACACCUGCUUCCGACGAAAGCCAACUCUCGUGCAACAAUCAACAGCCGAUUUACCAACCUCACGAGUAACUCCAUCCCGUCCGUUCUCUGUAUCGGGAGUGGACUACUGUGGUCCAAUUUACCUCAAAGGAGCACAUCGCAAGGCAGGACCAGUGAAGGCAUACAUCGCUAUUUUUGUAUGUUUCUCCACCCGAGCGGUCCACAUAGAACUUGUUCACGAUCUUUCGACGGCGGCAUUUCUUGCUGCACUCCGAAGAUUUGUUGCUCGUCGCGGUAUGGUCUCAGAGUUGCAUUCUGAUAACGCAACCAACUACAAGGGAGCUGCAAACGAGCUCAACCAAGUGUACUGA